AUGCCACUCUCCACGGGUUCCGUCGAUUCUGGUUUCUUCGGGUGUUCUACUAAUAACUCUUUGAAAAAAGGAGAUUCAGUAGAUCUACACAAAUCAUCGCCUCUAUCCAUGACAGACGAAGAAGAAACUUUAUCUACGUCUUCUUCUGGAUUCUCUAGAAGUUCGGCUCCUGCUGGAGAAGCGGCUCUCUCUUUACCAUCAGCAUCGAUUCAACCUCCUGUAUUCUUGGCUUUGAAUUCUGGAAUGUUUCCCAGAAAACCCAGAGCCCGUGUGCGACGAUCAAAUCGAAAGCUGAAAAGACUCACAUGCCCAGCUAAAUCAAGAUGUGAUUCGCUAACAUCUUUAUUACCUGCAACCUCCAGCGUUUCUACUGGAAUCUCUUCGUGCUGUCACUCAGUUGCUGGAAGUAGCCGAAGUUCAAUCUCUUCUUCCCCAAAUUCUCAUAGCUAUUCAAUUGACGAAUUAGCUUUACGUCUGUACUUUUACUUCAAAUCUCUCCUUAUUUCGGUGAAUAAGCAAAAGGCAAUAUGCGAGAACAUUGCGUAUCUUGUGAGAGAUUUUGAUGCUCGGUGGGGUAACUCUGGUGUCAGGAAGAAGGCAUGUGACCCAAAAGGCUGCCUAGCUCCUGUUUAUUCUACAAAUCGAUUUAACAAUGAAUCGGAACAAAAACUGGUAGCUCCUGCGAAGUUUCCCUUGUGUUGGGCCGUCCCUCAACCUGCGAUUUUCUAUCAGUUGAUGGCUAAUGAUGUACUGGAGUAUAUCAAGUUUCUCGAACGCGUAUCUCCACAAAUGAAAUCUCAACACCAGCCGUCGGGACUACCGAUCCAAAACGAGCGAGAAGCUUCUGCUUCAAUGGAGGCCUUAAAAGCACUCCAAUAUCAGCAGCAAUGGCAGCACCACAUGACGCGCGGCGUUUUUCUCCCUCAGUUCGUGUACACUACCAUUGACAAUCAGAUGAGACAAUUGAAAAAUCGAGAUCAUCAAAGUCAACAUCAACAUUCUCAUUUGCAAAGAGUUCCAUCGUUCGAUGGCGAAUUUCCCACUGGAAAGGAAUUAAGAAAACGGGAUUCUUCAAAUGAUUCUCAAUGCAGCAGUGAAGCAAAUCCCAACGAAAUCCCUCAGAUGAUGGAGAAGUUGGAUGCUGAUCUCGACAAGACGCCGGUAGUCGACGAAGAAGGAAUCAGACGAUCGAGAAAAAAUGUUGCGAAUAGCGGGAGGAAGGAUCAUCGUAAAAUGAACGGUGGGUAA
Caenorhabditis briggsae is the source of this 1248-nucleotide messenger RNA. The coding region runs from base 1 to 1248 and encodes 415 amino acids. The transcript is spliced from 4 exons. The record is from RefSeq and is a predicted model, not a curated record. Lineage: Eukaryota; Metazoa; Nematoda; Chromadorea; Rhabditida; Rhabditidae.